GCUGGGUGCGAGUGUGCCCGCUGUGUUCUGUCUCGGCACAGGAGCAAUGCCAGCACUGCACGACCACAGAUGGCGCAUCACAAUGGACCAUUUCUGCAUGAAGAAUGGGUUCAUGAGGCCCCUUUGCUGGGGCAUCGAGGUUGCAUUUUGACUUGUUAGCCACCUGGGAUGCAGUCUGGUGCCCGUGUUUGGAUUCAGAACAUAUUUCACUAGGAGUGAUAACAUCAGGGGAGACCAGCUCCCAUGCUGCCCCUGGGACUGGAGUUCAUUCAUUCAGCAAAUCGGUACCUGGAUGUGCCAGGUGCAGCAGCGGGUGCAAGGGAUACAGCAGCGAGCAGACAGACGGAGACAGCGAAAGCCAGAGCUCAGGACGACGUGAUGAUGCCUCAGAGGGUGAGGCUGCAACAUGCAGCUGCUGUGCAACACCCAACAAGUAUUAUCGGUUGCCAAGUGAGGAGGGAGCCCCCCAACUCCACCGAACGAUACACACGGUGGAUCAACCAGCUGGCGCCCGACCAGCUGCUCACCCAGGUGUUUACUUCCAACGGCCCCACCGUGAUCAUGCCCACCUGGUUCUGCUCCCGAGCCUGGUUCUCCCAUGUGGGCCCAUUUGACGAAGGUGGGCGGGGUGUCCCCGAGGACUUGCUGUUCUUCCACGAACACCUGAGGAAGGGCGGCGGGCUCGUCCGCGUGGACCAGAGCCUCCUCCUCUACCGCUACCACCCCGGCGCGGCCACACACUCCGUCCUCGAGACCACCAUCUGGACCCACCGCGUCCGCUUCCUGGAAGAGUGGGCCCUGCCCCACUGGGCAACCUUCACCAUCUGGAACGCAGGCCGGCAGGGCCGCCGGCUCUACCGCAGCCUGACGGCAGGGUCACGGUGCAAGGUGGUCGCCUUCUGCGACGUGGAUGAGAACAAGAUCAAGAAGGGCUUCUACUGCUACGAGGACUCUCAGGAAAGGCCCAAGCCCCGGGUCCCGGUCCUGCACUUCCGAGCCGCACAGCCACCCUUUGUCAUCUGCGUGAAGCUGGACCUCACAGGGGGCGCAUUUGAAGACAAUCUGAGGUCGCUGCACCUGCAGGAGGGCCGGGAUUUCCUUCACUUCAGCUGACAGACCCAUGGCAGCUGCUCCCAGCUGUACUAGCUUCAGUCCAGCCGAGGCGAACUGUCUUCUCUCAGCUCGAUGAGGAUCUCAUUCCAGUGUUAAGUCCACUGUUGCCAUCCAAGAGGGGCAGCUUCCCGGACCACCAAGUCUCCCAGCAGUUCCGCUGCAACGUGUCCAGACGUGAGCUUGUCCUGUUGGGGAUCUUGCUUCUAUCACCAACUAUGUGGCACCAUCUCCCGAGACCCCAGGUGCACACAGGGCAGGUUCUCUGCUGUCUCUUGACGUUUUCAUAUUUUCCAGUUGUUUUUCUGGAUAAAAUUCCUUCAGAUCUU
Molecule: messenger RNA, 1439 nt
Organism: Mesoplodon densirostris (Blainville's beaked whale)
Lineage: Eukaryota; Metazoa; Chordata; Mammalia; Artiodactyla; Ziphiidae
Gene: B3GNTL1
Product: UDP-GlcNAc:betaGal beta-1,3-N-acetylglucosaminyltransferase like 1
Exons: 10
Coding region: 244-1113 (289 amino acids)
Source: RefSeq, a predicted model, not a curated record